CUGCGCCUUCAGCCCCAGCCCCCAUCUGCCCUUCACGCCACGCUUGCGCACUGUUUCUCAUGUGUGCUCUGAGGUUCUUUACGGCGGAUCCAGCUGAACUUCUUGAGGUUAGCAAGUUUGGUUUCCGACCCUUUCGGUUGUCCUGUCCACAGAUUCCCACAUCUCCCAACCGGCGCUGCAGCCAUGGGCAAGAGCAAGACCAAGCGCUUCAAACGGCCUCCAUUCUCUCCCACGGGUGAACGUGAGACAGUGGAGAAUGAGGAGGCCAUACUUGGCGAUUCGCCGGCUGUGGAGCUCCUAGAAAAGCUCCAGCAUCCGAGCGCCGAGGUCCGUGAGUGCGCCUGUGCGGGGCUAGCGCGGCUGGCGCAGCAGCAGCCCACCAUCUCUGCCUUGACCCGCAGGGACGCCGUACGGCAGCUUGGGCCACUGCUGCUCGACCCCAGCUUGGCCGUGCGGGAGACGGCGGCCGGCGCCCUGAGAAAUCUCAGUGCUUGUGGAGGUUUUGAAGUUUGUGAUGACAUGGUUACUAAGGACAUCAUGACACCACUUGUUGCACUGUUAAAAGAGUGUAGUGCUGGAUUAGAUUCCAAUGAAACCUCUUUGAAGAAAAACAAAGAUCUGAAUAAAAAUUAUAUCGAAGAUAUAGCUAAUGAGGCUGUGAAUGUGCUAUGGAAUAUAUGUGAAUGCAGUAGUAGAGCAGUAUCUAUAUUCAACAAAGAAGGGUGCUUGGAGAUUGUAUUAAAGUAUUUAAGUAGGUUUUCCACCAAUGUUGACCUGGCUAUUUCAGUAGCAUUUUGUUUACAAGCAGUAACAGAAGAUAACCCAGAGCUUUUAAAAUCUUUCAGUGCUCCGGCUUUACAGGUUCUAGAAUCAGCAAUGUUCUCACCUAUCUCUUCUAUGGAAUACACUCUUCUGAAAACAUUAUUGGCAGGAACAGUGUGGAAUCUAAAGGAUAUUCUUCCAUCCAAGAGUCAAGCAGAUACCAUAAAUGCACUUCUAAAGAUUUUCUCUGAUGUUUUAGAAGUGGAUAUUGGGGAAGUGGUUAUUCAGAUGAAGGAAGCUGAAACUCAAAGGUUAAAUACUGCUACAGAGACAGAGACUGAGGAAGCAGAGGAAAUGAAUGGUGAUACUUUGAAAGAAGAUGAUGAAAUGGAAGAAAUUCCCCACAAAAGGAAAGUCAGAAGGAAAACUUUCAUUUCAGACCUACUUCCACCAAAUGAAAAGGAAUUGAAACAGACAGUAGCCUUACUCACUGCUCAGCAGAUUGCCCUAGAAAUUAUUGUCAACAUGUGUUGCAGUGAAGAUCCUUCUGAUGAUGAGUGGGAUGAGUUUUCUAGCAGUGAUGAAAGUGAUGCAUUUAUGGAUAAUUCCUUCAAUGAAUCCAAUGGACAACUAAUGUCCCCACUCUGCCUUUCUGCUGAGGUUCAUACUGCUCUUACAAACUACCUCAUUCCCAAAAAGAUUGUUGAGAAAAUUGCCUUUCCAAACAGCGUGGCAAUUGACAUCUGUUCCAGAAAUCCUACUUGGAAGCCAUUGAUUAGAAAGAUGAACACUAUACAGUGUAGAGCCCUUGUGUGCCUUCACAGUAUCUUAUCUGUUUUAGACAUAGACUGUCUUGGAGGAGCCCCAGCACUUCAGACACUUGCACAGCACCUGUCACAGCUUGCUUUUUCUCAGCCAGAUUUUGCCAAACACACAGAAUUUCUGGAAGCCAUAAGUAGUGCUUUAAGGACUCUCUUGCAGAUAAUGGCAUCCAAGAACAUUUCUCAGUGCAUGACUCCUGAGCAGCUGAUGUCAUUAUGUGAAGCUGGCAUUCAUAGCAGUAAUAUUGGUGUUAGAGUAAAUGUCGUUAGUAUUUUAGGAAUCACAGGCAGUGUCUUAUCCAAAGAAGAUGGUACCCUUGAAACAUUGAAGACUAUUGGCAGAUUUCUUCUUGAAGUAGCCACCAAAGAUUCUUCUCUUGUAGUAGCCGGAGAAACUCUAGAUGCCAUCUUUGAUGUUUUUGCAGAUGGUAAAGAGGCUGAAAAGGCAGCAGUUGAGAUCAAAUUAUUAUCUGCACUGAAAGAAUUCCAGCCAGUUUUCAAAACAAAGAUUCGAAAAGAAGGAAGAGGAAAAUAUAGUACAGAUCAACUCUGUGUUCUUGACAAUGUGAAAAUGAACUUGAGAAGAUUUAUUGCUUAUCAAGAGACUGUAGAGAAAAGACUAACUCCUUGAACUACCAGAAAACCGAUUCUUCUCAUUUGUUUUAAUUGCUAUUGGGUGUUUACUAUUACAAAAUGGAGGCCUUUACUUUAUCUCAAAUGCCACUUGUAUUUUACAAUAUAUGCAAUUUUUAAAAAUUAACUGCAUAUUUUCAGUUUUUAAAUAUUAAAAAAUGGCGGGGUUAUAUGUUUUUAAUGCCUUUGGAAAGUUUUACAGAGUUUGAUAUUAUGCUUUAAAUUUUUUUUUCCUGUGGAUAAUCAUUAUUUCGUAGGGAAAUCGUAUUUUAAAGGAAUUGAAUUGUUCUUAACUAAACUGUAAGUAAAAGAGAAACCACUAAAUGAUCAUGUUUUAGAUGAAUUUUGCAGAAUAGAUCCUCUCAACAGUACUCAUGGUGGGAAGUUAAUAUAGUUUUCUAAAUUUUAAAAAUAGAAUCCAUAGAGACUUCCCAAUUGUGUUCCCUUUUUCUGAAUUUGUGAGCUACUCCAAUUUGGGAUUUACAAGUAGGUUAAUAAUAGUGUAGGUGGUAAUUAUGAGAAUCCAUUCAAUUCAGUGUGCCUAGGGAAGUAGAGGAAUUUUGGAGUUUUUUCAUUGGUUUUUUUAAAAACUUCAUAUUGAAAUUGUACAGAUAUCUAAUAACUUGGAUAAUUCAAACUUUGAAUAUCUGCUCAUUAAUGUAUAUAGCAUUUUUUAGACAUACAAGAUCUACAGUAGUGCUUUCUAGCCUUUUUUUUUUGAAGUAUAUCAACUUUCUCCCAAACUCUUUGAGACCGGAGGAUAAGAAGACAAGGGUUUACAGUUGCAGGGGUGCAGUGGGUAGGGGUGAGGUGUGGUGAGAUGAGAAGAACAGAGAGGACUGGCUGCUAAAAGAACUUCAUUUUGCUCUGAUAGGGAAAGAAGGGAUAAUAGCAAUAUCUCUCUUAGAGAUCUAUCUCAUUUCAACUAUUCAAGCAGAGUUAAUAUAUUGGGGAGUGCUAAUGGACAGCAUAUUAAUUUUUAUUGGCUGGUUUUAUAGCUUGUAAAAUUAGCUCCUAAUCUACAUUUCAUUUAUAUUAUGCCUUCUUUUUAUAGUACUAACAUAAUUCAGAUUUCUUGUAGAUCAGGUGAAGAAAAGAGAUUGGGUGUUGGGGAAAGAAACCAGAGAUUAUCAAUAAACAUUGUAUGACAAAGUAUAUUUUCAAAAAUACAUUUUUCUUUUGAUUGCCAUCAUUUUAUAAUGGUGUUAUAUUGUAGCCUUCAGUAUUUAUAUGAAACCUAUAAAUACAUUCCUGGACCCAGAAAUUGACUUGUAUAAAGGAUCAAUUGGUGGAAUUGAUUAAAAAGUCUUAAAGGAAGUGAAAGUAUUUGUGGACUCUGAGCAAUGACUAUUUUGAUUUGUAUUUGCAAUCUUUUAACCAACUAAAUGUAAAGGGAAGCUAUUUAAAUCUUUUUUAUAUUUGGAGCUGUUUAUGCUGUAGUCAUUACAGAACAGAAGAAUUUUAUUUUACAUGUAUAGUAUUAUUAUAUAAUAUACUACUACUUUACUAGUAGUCUAGGAGGGCAGUAGUUUCAUUUGUAUACCAUUUAGAGGAACCCACUGGCAUUUGUAGUGAUUUUGUGUGUGUGUGUGUGUGUGUGUAAGAGAGAGAGAGAGAGAGAGAGAGACACACACACACACACACACACACACACACACACACACACACACACACACACACAAAAUAA
Monodelphis domestica (gray short-tailed opossum) is the source of this 3903-nucleotide messenger RNA. It is a transcript of the gene HEATR3, whose product is annotated as HEAT repeat containing 3. Gene Ontology annotation, biological process: ribosomal large subunit biogenesis; protein import into nucleus. The record is from RefSeq and is a predicted model, not a curated record. NCBI's taxonomy places the organism in Eukaryota, Metazoa, Chordata, Mammalia, Didelphimorphia, Didelphidae.